Molecule: messenger RNA, 705 nt
Organism: Lycium ferocissimum
Lineage: Eukaryota; Viridiplantae; Streptophyta; Magnoliopsida; Solanales; Solanaceae
Product: protein FAR1-RELATED SEQUENCE 2-like
Exons: 5
Coding region: 1-705 (234 amino acids)
Biological process (GO): regulation of DNA-templated transcription
Source: RefSeq, a predicted model, not a curated record
AUGGAUGGUGUUAAUAGGAUUAAAAGCGCCGUAUGCAUUCACUCCCACUGUAAAUAUACGUAUGAGCAGUUCAAUGACUUUAUCCGCUUCGAUACAACCUAUCAUGUGAAUAGGUAUAACAUGCCAUUUUCUUCUUUUGUUCGUAUUAAUCGUCACGACCAGUCUAUACUUUUGGGAUGUGCUCUUCUUACCAAUGAGGACGCAAAGAAUUACAAAUUGAAUUUUGAAACAUGGCUAAAAGCCAUGAAACAAGUUGCUCCAAAGGCUAUCUUUACUAACCAAUGUGAAAGCAUUAAGGCAGGUGUUAGUGAAGUUUUUGAAAAUGAUACAAUUCACAGAUAUUGUAGUCAAUACAAAGUAGCCAAGUAUGAAUUCAAAAACAUUGUCCUUGAUAGCAUUACCAGUGAAGAGUUCGAGCAAAGAUGGGGUGAUUUUAUUGUGAAAUAUGAACUAAAAGAAAAUAAUUUGUUCAGGUUAAACACACUAUACAGGGGGAACAUUUUGACUGCAAUUGCAAGUGCUUUGAAUCAAGGGGGAUGGUUUGCUGUCAUAUACUUAAGCAAAAUGAUGAUGGAGCAUCAUAAGAUGGAGGAAGAGGAAGGGGUACUGCAAAUCGACGGCGCGCCGGUUCGACAAGAGCAAGAAAUGAGCAAAAUGGUGAUGGAACGUCACAACAUGUGGGCUGCUGGAUCUCAAUCUCGAUAG